Messenger RNA from Oppiella nova, 2730 nucleotides. The record is from the annotation of a GenBank genome assembly. NCBI's taxonomy places the organism in Eukaryota, Metazoa, Arthropoda, Arachnida, Sarcoptiformes, Oppiidae.
AUGAAGGACAAGACGACGAAGAGUGAGACCAUGACUGAGAAGGAGGCCAAAGACAAGGACAAGAAGGCGUCGGACAAGAAGAAUGGUGUGGACGACAAAGACAUGGAUUUGUCCGAAGAGGACAAACAACUUCAGGAGGAACUGGAGCUAUGCGUUCAGCGACUCAAAGAAGCCGACGCUUCCCUCUAUAAGCCGGCGCUCGAGUCGCUGAGACAACACAUCAAGAGUGCCACCACUUCGAUGACAUCGGUUCCAAAGCCCCUCAAGUUCUUGAGACCGCACUACCAGACACUGAAAGACCUCUACAGUCAGAUGCCAUCCGAAGACACGAAGAGAUUUAUGGCAGACAUCGUCUCAAUCCUGGCGAUGACUAUAAACCCGACGGAAUCGGUGAACACCAGCGGAGAGGCUCUGAAGUACCGACUGAUUGGGAGUCACGAGACGAUCGGGUCGUGGGGUCACGAAUACGUCCGACACCUGUCCGGAGAGAUCGCCACUGAAUGGCAGUCGGAGACGGCCACCGUUGACAGCAAACAACACCUCUUGGCGUUGGUUCAGGACAUCAUCCCCUAUAAUAUGCUACACAACGCCGAGUCGGAGGCGACUGACCUGUUGAUGGAAAUCGAGCGCUUGGAUCUAUUGGAACAGUACAUCGACAACGACGACCUGUGUCAGAAGGUGUGUCUGUAUCUGACCAGUUGUGUGCCCUUCGUUCCCGACCCCGAGAACACCACUCUCAUGAAGACAGCGCUCAAUAUAUUCAUUAAGUUUCAUAAAUACAGCGAAGCCUUGAGAAUAGGAAUGCAUUUACAAGACUUGAAGCAAAUCCUAAACAUCUUCGAGCGCUGCAAAGAUCCCGUUCUCCAGAAACAGUUGUCGUUUAUGAUCGGCAGACAACAGAUAUUCCUAAUGGACGACAUCGAGGAUCAGGACCUCUUGGAGAUCAUAUCAAACACUCAACUCAAUACACAUUUCCUGCAGUUGGGCCGAGAGCUGGACAUUCUUGAGCCGAAAACGCCGGACGAUAUCUACAAAACCCAUUUGGAAAACCCGACGCGACCGCCGUUCGGAAGUGCCGGUGCUGUGGACUCCGCGAGGGCUAAUUUGGCGGCGAGUUUCGUGAAUGGUUUGGUGAACGCGGCGUUCGGGAGGGACCGCAUCCUCCUGUGCGAUGACGGCAACAAAUGGCUCUAUAAGAACAAAGACCACGGAAUGCUUAGCGCCACCGCUUCGUUGGGACUCAUACUGCUGUGGGAUGUGGACGGAGGUCUCGCACAGAUCGACAAAUACUUGUAUUCAAACGACGACAACAUCAAAGCCGGCGCUCUCUUGGCGUGCGGUGUAGUCAACUGCGGAGUCCGUAACGAUUGCGACCCCGCGUUGGCUCUACUCGUGGACUACGUGACCAACGAGAAGAUGCCGAUGAGAAUUGGAUCCAUUAUCGGCUUAGGGUUGGCCUACGCGGGCUCUAAUCGUAACGAUGUUCUCUCUGUCCUCCUCCCGGUUCUGUCGGACAGUAAGUCGACGGUUGAGGUGAUUGGAGUGACGGCGCUGUCAUGUGGUCUCAUAGCUGUUGGUUCGGGCAAUCACGAGGUGACGGCCAGCAUAAUGCAAGUGUUCAUCGAAAAGCCUGAUCUGGACGUGAAGGACAACUUCGUGCGAUUCCUACCCCUGGCGUUAGGGCUCUGCUAUUUGGGGAAACAGGAGAGUUCGGAGGCCAUUGAGGCGGCCCUCGAGAUCAUACAAAACGCAUCCCUCAAAGCACUGUCCAAAACACUGGUGGAUGUGUGCGCCUACGCGGCCACCGGUAAUGUCCUCAAAAUCCAAAGUCUGCUUCACAUCUGCUCUGAAGCCAAGACUGAAAAGGAAGCCGAAGAACCCGCUGGAAGUGAUAAGAAUAAGAAGACGACUGCCGCGACACCAAAACCAGACGGUGCCGACUAUUCGUGGCAACAAUCUGUGGGAACCAUUGGAAUUGGAUUGAUAGCUAUGGCUGAAGACAUUAGUUGCGAGAUGGCGUUCAGGACUUUUGGACAUUUGUUACGUUAUGGCGAACCAAUGAUCAAGAGAGCCGUUCCCCUCGCACUGGCCCUCACCUCCAUUUCCAAUCCGAAACUCAAUAUAUUGGAGACACUGAGCAAAUUCAGUCACGACUCGGAUACAGACGUUGCCUGUAAUGCCAUCUUUGCGAUGGGUUUGGUGGGCGCCGGCACUAACAACGCCCGGUUGGCCACAAUGUUGAGACAAUUGGCUCAAUACCACGCAAAGGAGCAGAACUGCCUGUUUAUGGUUCGCAUCGCACAGGGAUUGACUCACUUGGGAAAGGGAACUCUCACUCUCUCGCCAUUCAAUUCGGACCGACAGCUCCUAAUGCCGACCGCAUUGGCCGGUCUGUUGGCGACAGUCAUCAGUCUGUUGGACGUGAAGUCAACUAUUCUUAAGUCCCAUUAUUUACUCUACUAUUUGGUGACCGCUAUUCAGCCGCGAAUGUUAAUCACUUUGGACGAGGAGUUGACUCCAUUGCCAGUUCCCGUGCGAGUGGGACAGGCCGUCGAUGUGGUGGGACAGGCGGGUAAACCCAAGACCAUUACCGGCUUCCAGACGCAUACGACUCCUGUGUUACUGGCUUUGGGCGAAAGGGCAGAAUUGGCGACUGAAGAGUACCUCCCAUUGACUCCAGUGCUCGAGGGCUUCGUUAUCUUAAGAAAGAAUCCCGACUUCAAUAAAUAA